This is a messenger RNA of Eutrema salsugineum, 694 nucleotides long. Its product is annotated as 1,4-dihydroxy-2-naphthoyl-CoA thioesterase 2. The record is from RefSeq and is a predicted model, not a curated record. The coding region runs from base 102 to 575 and encodes 157 amino acids. Gene Ontology annotation, cellular component: peroxisome. The transcript has 2 exons. Gene Ontology annotation, biological process: phylloquinone biosynthetic process. NCBI's taxonomy places the organism in Eukaryota, Viridiplantae, Streptophyta, Magnoliopsida, Brassicales, Brassicaceae. Gene Ontology annotation, molecular function: 1,4-dihydroxy-2-naphthoyl-CoA thioesterase activity.
GACAACAAACGAAUCAGUCGAAAAAAAAAAAAAAAAGACAACAAACGAAUCAAACUUCACCGAGAAACAAAAUUGCUUUGAUCGAUCGUUAAAUCCUAAGAAUGGAUCCAAAAUCGCCGGAAUUUAUCGUGGACCCGCCGCUUCACAGCUUAGGAUUCGUCUUCGAAGAGAUCUCCGCCACCAGAGUUUCCGGCCGCCUCACCGUGACUGACAAAUGCUGCCAGCCGUUCAAGGUAUUGCACGGCGGCGUAUCCGCUCUGAUCGCCGAGGGACUCGCCAGUCUCGGCGCCGGAAUCGCCUCUGGCUAUAGACGAGUCGCCGGUAUUCAUCUAUCCAUUCACCAUAUCCGACCAGCUGCCCUCGGCAAUUUCGUCUUCGCCGAAUCUUUUCCCGUCUCCGCCGGCAAAAAUAUCCAGGUAUGGGAGGUCCGGUUAUGGAUAACCAAGAAAACCGAGGAACAAGAGAAGAAAAUAAUGGUAUCAACAUCUCGGGUUACUCUCUUCUGCGGUCUACCUAUACCGGACCAUGCUAAAGGUACUCCGGAGAAGGUGAAGAAGCUAGUUUCCAAGUUGUAAUUCAAAUAGUAUCUUAUCUCUCUCACAUUAUUUGUUGGGAAUAAGAACGGGUUUUAGUUUGGUUUGAUUGUAUCUACCAAACGAUUAAAUAAAUUGCCGCAGGUAUCAGACAUGAUUAA